Chrysochloris asiatica (Cape golden mole) is the source of this 949-nucleotide messenger RNA. RefSeq names its product phosphoprotein enriched in astrocytes 15 (gene PEA15). Gene Ontology annotation, biological process: negative regulation of extrinsic apoptotic signaling pathway via death domain receptors; MAPK cascade. The record is from RefSeq and is a predicted model, not a curated record. Bases 193 to 585 code for a protein of 130 amino acids. The transcript has 4 exons. NCBI's taxonomy places the organism in Eukaryota, Metazoa, Chordata, Mammalia, Afrosoricida, Chrysochloridae. Gene Ontology annotation, molecular function: protein binding.
GACAUCACGGCCGAGUGGGGUGGGGUGAGGCGGCGCUGGGCUCGGGCUCGGGCUUGGCGAGCGGAAGAGGCGGCGGCUGCAGCGACAGAAGCAGCGGCGGCGGCGCGAGCCAAAGAGAAGGCUCUGGACCCUGGUCAGGAGCCGGGGGAUCCCGCAGUGCCCACGUUCUGAGCGCUCAGCCCCGGAGGCGUCAUGGCUGAGUACGGGACCCUCCUCCAGGACCUGACCAACAAUAUCACCCUUGAAGAUCUGGAGCAGCUCAAGUCAGCCUGCAAGGAGGACAUCCCCAGCGAGAAGAGUGAGGAGAUCACUACUGGCAGUGCCUGGUUUAGCUUCCUGGAGAGCCACAACAAGCUGGACAAAGACCACCUCUCAUACAUUGAGCACAUCUUUGAGAUCUCCCGCCGUCCUGACCUACUCACUAUGGUGGUUGACUAUAGGACCCGUGUGCUGAAAAUCUCCGAGGACGACGAGCUGGACACCAAGCUAACCCGUAUCCCCAGUGCCAAGAAGUACAAAGACAUUAUCCGGCAGCCUUCUGAAGAAGAGAUCAUCAAAUUGGCCCCCCCACCGAAGAAGGCCUGAACAAGGGUUCGGGAGGAAGAGGAGGAAGGUUGGACCUUCAUCGGACCACUCCUUUCCCCAAUUCACCAAAGGAGGGGAGCAAGGGCACCCUCCCAUCUACCCACUUACUAACCUGGUCCUAACCCCCUUAUUGUGCGCGUGUGUGUGCGUGUGCGCACGCUCUGGCUGUGUGUCUCUAUGUCUAGCUCAUCUAGUUCCUCGUCCCUGACAGGGGCUGGGGGGUUUAGGGGCUGAAGGAGGAGAGCUUAGUUUCCCCACACUAAGGGUAGGUAGAGGCUAUUUCUAUGCAAAUAGAAAUUGGCACAUUCCUUCUCUUUUUUCUUUCCUCCACUUUCCCCCCACAUCUCUGAAGUGUGGGAGCAGA